Messenger RNA from Dioscorea cayenensis subsp. rotundata (Guinea yam), 1650 nucleotides. RefSeq lists its product as uncharacterized. NCBI's taxonomy places the organism in Eukaryota, Viridiplantae, Streptophyta, Magnoliopsida, Dioscoreales, Dioscoreaceae. The record is from RefSeq and is a predicted model, not a curated record. The coding region runs from base 1 to 1650 and encodes 549 amino acids. The transcript has a single exon.
AUGGUGUAUGAUUGUUUGCGUUCUCGUGUUCCGAUAUGGGCACCAUCUCAUUGUAAUGAUGAAGCUGGUCCAAGUGUGCAACCACCAUUAGAUGAGCCAACUUCUGGUUUUCAAAUUGAUGAAAGAAGUCAAUUAACUGAUAGAUUUUUUAAUGUGUUAAAGAUUGCUGACCAACCCCUAUAUGAAGGAUGUGAGAAUCACUCCCAGUUGUCUUUCGUUGCUAGGAUGUUAUCUAUCAAGUCUGAUGCUAACAUGUCUGAGGCUGAUUUCAAUUCCAUGAUUACCGCAAUUAAAGAAGUUCUUCCUCCAGAUAAUACAAUGCCAACUGAUUAUUACCAUCACAGGAAAACUAUGAAUGAACUUGGUUUGCCUGUGGUUAAAAUAGAUGCUUGCAAAAAUGGUUGCAUGUUGUAUUGGAAACAUGAUGCUACGGAAGUCUCUUGCAAGUUUUGUGAUGAACCGAGGUACAAGCAAGUCAAGGGUCGACAUAGGCUACCUAAUGAUCACGCUCAUAAAAUGAUUGCACAAGCAAUACUGAGAUACUUGCCAUUAACUCCAAGAUUACAAAGGUUGUAUGCUUCUAAUGCUACAGCAACGCAUAUGACCUGGCAUGCUACUCAUGAAAGAAACGAGGGAGUAAUGCAACAUCCAUCUGAUGCCGAGGCAUGGGAACAUUUUGAUAGAACUUAUCCUGAUUUUGCCCAGGAACCUCGUAAUAUUCGUUUGGGUUUAUGUGCUGAUGGCUUUGCACCGCAUGGACAAUUUGGGAGGACUUAUUCAUGUUGCCCAGUGGUUGUGACUCCUUAUAACCUUCCACCAGGCAUGUGCAUGAAAAGGCCUUAUAUGUUCUUAACUCUAAUUUGUCCCGGGCCUAAGAACCCGAAGAAGAACAUAGAUGUUUUUCUACAACCUUUGAUUGAUGAGCUGAAUAAUUUAUGGGUUUUUGGUGAAAUGACAUAUGAUAUUUCCAAAAGUGAAUAUUUUCGCAUGAAGGCUGCACUUUUGUGUACAAUUAAUGAUUUUCCUGCGUACGGGAUGCUAUCUGGGUGGAGUACUGCUGGGGUUUUAGGAUGUCCAAUAUGUAUGGAGAGCUCCAAUGCUUUUCAUCUACAACACGGUCGGAAGGCAAGCUAUUUUGAUUGUCAUCGAAAGUUCUUACCACAAAAUCAUUCGUACCGUAAGGACAAAAAGUCUUUCAUUCGAGGUCGUGUGGAAAAAAAUGGUACACCACCAAUAUUGUCAGGGGAUGAAAUUCUUAAUCGAGUUAUGAUGUUCCCAACAGCAGUUGAGGACCCAAUUAACACUCCCCCAGGGUAUGGAGCAGAUCAUAAAUGGACAAAAAGAAGCAUUUUUUGGGAUCUUCCUUAUUGGAAAACCAAUUUGAUCCGACACAAUCUUGAUGUAAUGCACAUCGAGAAAAAUGUUUUUGAUAAUGUGUUUUUCACUGUGAUGGAUGUGAAAGGGAAGAGCAAGGAUAACAUUAACGCAAGAAAAGAUGUUGGAGUUCUUUGUGAUCGUAAGGAGAUAGCAGUUCCUUCAAAUAGUACAUGUCGUUCUAUUCCUAAAGCACUCUACACUUUAACUAAAGCACAGAAGAGGGUUAUUUGUGAGUGGAUUCACCAAUUUAAGGUUUCCAGAUGGUUUUUGUGA